Molecule: messenger RNA, 4662 nt
Organism: Psammomys obesus (fat sand rat)
Lineage: Eukaryota; Metazoa; Chordata; Mammalia; Rodentia; Muridae
Gene: Foxk2
Product: forkhead box K2
Exons: 9
Coding region: 15-1841 (608 amino acids)
Biological process (GO): regulation of transcription by RNA polymerase II
Molecular function (GO): protein binding; RNA polymerase II cis-regulatory region sequence-specific DNA binding; DNA-binding transcription factor activity, RNA polymerase II-specific
Source: RefSeq, a predicted model, not a curated record
AGUUCGAGUACCUCAUGAAGAAGCGUUCGGUGACCAUCGGGCGCAACUCGUCGCAGGGCUCGGUAGACGUGAGCAUGGGCCACUCGAGCUUCAUCUCGCGGCGCCACCUGGAGAUCUUCACGCCCCCGGGCGGCGGCCAUAGCGCGGCCGCCCCGGAACCCGCGCAGCCCCGGCCGGACGCGGGCGGCGACUUCUACCUGCGCUGUCUCGGCAAGAACGGCGUGUUCGUGGACGGGGUGUUCCAGCGGCGCGGGGCGCCGCCGCUGCAGCUGCCGCGCGUGUGCACUUUCAGGUUUCCGAGCACAAACAUCAAGAUAACUUUCACAGCCCUAUCCAGUGAGAAAAGAGAGAAGCAGGAAGCGCCUGAGUCGCCAGUCAAGCCUGUGCAGCCACACAUCUCACCGCUGACCAUCAACAUUCCAGACACCAUGGCCCACCUCAUCAGCCCUCUCCCCUCCCCCACAGGAACUAUCAGUGCUGCAAACUCCUGCCCAUCUAGUCCCCGGGGAGCAGGGUCUUCAGGGUACAAAAUGGGCCGUGUGAUACCAUCUGACCUCAGUUUAAUGGCUGACAAUUCACAGCCAGAAAAUGAAAAGGAAGCUUCGGGUGGAGACAGCCCAAAGGAUGACUCAAAGCCCCCUUACUCCUAUGCACAGUUGAUAGUCCAAGCAAUUACAGUGGCUCCUGAUAAACAACUCACCCUGAACGGGAUCUAUACGCACAUCACUAAGAACUACCCCUACUACAGGACGGCAGACAAGGGCUGGCAGAAUUCAAUUCGCCACAAUCUCUCUCUGAACCGUUAUUUCAUCAAAGUGCCACGUUCCCAGGAAGAACCAGGCAAAGGCUCCUUCUGGAGGAUAGACCCCGCCUCCGAGAGCAAGCUGGUAGAGCAGGCUUUUAGGAAGAGACGGCCUAGGGGAGUGCCUUGCUUUAGAACCCCCCUGGGACCGCUCUCCUCUAGGAGUGCCCCAGCUUCUCCCAACCAUGCAGGAGUGCUGUCUGCUCACUCCAGUGGCGCCCAGACCCCCGAGAGCCUGUCGAGGGAAGGCUCCCCAGCCCCCUUGGAGCCUGAGCCUGGCGCCUCACAGCCCAAACUUGCCGUCAUCCAGGAGGCGCGGUUUGCCCAGAGUGCACCAGGGUCACCUCUCUCCAGUCAGCCCGUCUUGAUUACUGUCCAGCGGCAGCUACCCCCGGCCAUUAAGCCUGUCACCUACACUGUUGCAGCCCCUGUGACCACGUCCACCUCCCAGCCACCUGUUGUGCAGACGGUCCAUGUUGUCCAUCAGAUACCAGCAGUAUCCGUCACUAGCGUGGCUGGCCUGGCUCCAGCAAACACAUACACAGUCGCUGGGCAAGCUGUGGUCACUCAGGCUGCAGUGCUAGCUCCUCCUAAGGCAGAACCACAAGAGAAUGGCGACCACAGAGAAGUGAAAGUGAAAGUAGAGCCUGUCCCUGCAAUCAGCCCAGCUGCACUAGGCGCUGCUAGCCGGAUCAUCCAGACAUCACAGGGCACCCCUGUUCAGACGGUGACCUUAGUGCAGCAGGCGCCUCUGGGUCAGCACCAGCUUCCCAUAAAGACUGUAACACAAAACGGAACUCAUGUGGUACCAAUGCCUACAGCAGUGCACAGCCCGGUGAACAGUGUGGCGAGCCCUCUCCACAUGUUGGCCACCCAUGCAUCAGCGUCAGCAUCCCUGCCUACCAAGCGCCAGAACGGUGACCAGGCAGAGCAGCCAGAGCGCAAGCGCAUUAAAGCGGAAGAUGGUGAGAGCAUCGUCAUUGCUCUGAGCGUGGAUGCACCGCCAGCGGCUGUGAGAGAAAAGGGGAUCCAGAACUAGCUGCUGGGAGAGCUUUUCUUCAGACAUCAACUUUGUGGUGCCAAAAGGAGAUGCUGCCUCUGACUGAAGCAGGGAGCACGUCCUCAGUGGGUAAAGGGCCCUGCGGUUGGACUUCGCCUCUCAGCACUGAAAACGUGAACCCAGGUGGCCUUAAAACUCCUUAAUUUAAAGACAUUACACUUGAACAGACCCACAGCAGCAACCCUGCUUCCGGAGGUGAUGUCUCCUACAGAGCACUGGCUGGGCUGCCGUCUGCGGGCUCCAGCUUUUACUACAAGCAAGAACUCCAGGUCCCGAAGGACUGGGCAUCCUAUGAGGAUGCGGCGCCUGCUGCAAGUGGAUGUCACUGGCUGUCCUUUAGGGUUCAGAGCCACAGCCACCUGCUGCCCUCAUAGGACCUGCUGGCUGUGGCUGAGAGACAAGACAGUGUUUUGUUGUCCACAUGUGGAAUUAGAAUACUUGGGGGUGUCCUUUCUUUGCUAAAUAAUGGGGUCUUUGACAUUUCAUAUCACUCCAUUUCUGCUCUGGAAAUUUGAGGUUCAUCUGGGGGGAAGAGCGUCAUUUUGUUUGUUUCUGUGGUUUGUUUUCAGCCCACGGGAAGGUUUGCUCUAGUCUGUCCUGCCUGUGUUUGGGUGGCACUCCCUUAGGACACCUACUUGCCCAUUUCUGUUUAGAGCAGUUACCUGAUGAAUUUACCCUGUGCCACUGUAGAGAACGGUGGGCUGAGGCUGCAUGGACCCAUGAGGCCUGGGGCCUUCCAGCCUCCGGGCUGCACGUGCCUGCUCUUACUUGCGGGUUUGUUGUCUGUUUCUUUAUGUCGACUUUGUUCUUGGCGUAAUUUUCCACUCUAGUAAACAAGUCUCCUACAUUGUGUAUGCUUAAAGCAACAGACCCUUCCUCCCUCUGUGGGAAAUAGGUCCAGGCUUUUGUCACACGUUUUCAGACCAAGGUCAUAGAUCUCUGCAGAACCUCAGGAGUCUUAGCUCAGCUCUGGCUUCUGACUGCAUGGCUCACUCAUGGCAGGAGCCGUUAGAGAGGUGUUGCCAGUUAACUUGAGGGUUGUGGAAGUAAACCUUGUGGCCAAGUAUCGAGCAUUCAGGCCGCUUUCUGAUUAUCUGAUUUCAGAGAUGUCUCAGGCUUUUUUAUCGAAGCCCCACACUAACCCUGAUUCAUGUCAUAUAGUAAGUAUAAUUAAGAGGGAAGGGUGAAGAGAGGUGGAGGCCAGCAGCCUGGCCCACACUCGGGAUCACCACUCACCUUUCCAGAACAUUCUGGACCUAGAGCUAAGCAGCAGGCAGAGGGUGAUAGCCUCAUUGUGAGUUUUUUCCCCCUAAUGUCAUCAUAUGGUUAUUUAUUUAAAUGUAGUUAUUUUGGUAUUUAAUUUUUUAAGGGGGGGAGGGACUGUAUUUUCCUGGUAGAAGGAAAUGGCUCAGAAUGGUAUAUCUCGGCAAUUUAAAGCAUUACUUCCAUAAAGACCAAAUAUGCUAAGUGUGCUCUAAGUGUGCUUCAGCCGCAGUAUGGAGCUGUCACGGUGUCGCUGCAGCUGAUGCGUGCUGGCAUUUCGCAGUUGCUGCACACCAGCUGGACGCCAGAACGCGGCCACUCAACGAUAAAGGUGAGACGCCAUGUGAGCGGGAGCGUGUGUGCCCACCGCAGUCUGCCGCCAUCAUUUUUGCAGGUAACCUUGGAGUGUGCAUUUCCUGAAGGUUUGCCGUUUGCAGAGUAAGUUAAAGUCCUUCAGCUCGUGCUGUGUCCACCAUGUGGGUCCAGAUUUUGGGCUUCAGUUAACGUGAUGCUCUGGUGGAGGCCACCCUAGUGGGGGUGGGCUCACACUCCACCAGCUGGGCAUGCUGUGUGUCUGGGGACAUCUGUGAGUAGCAGGUGACCAGGGCUUGGGUGAUGCCCCCUGUGAGUGAAGCCUGAGACUGGCACCUGAGCCCCGGACCGUAUGGGUCUGCAGGGGGUUCUUUUGGGGAUCAUAGGAAAAUUUAAGGUAGAGGAGGGUUUUUCUGUUUCCUUUAAGGCCACCUUGUCUGUCUCAAGUGGGUGAAGUGUGCCUGUGCAGCCACAGGCAUGCACUCGUUUCUCCUUGCUGCUGUAUCGGCCUUGCUGCUGCUUUGGUACAUAGGAAUGUAAAGCUGUCAAGGAGAGGGCAGAAGCUAAAGCUUAGCUUAACAGUACUGAACCCAGGUUCUCUUCCCAGUGUUCUGGCACUGCUUUAGUUUAUGUUCAUCUGAGUUCCCAGAAGGCUCUCCACACGCCAGAGCUGGGCUCCUGUGCUGUAGCCCUCACAGAUGUCUGAUGUGGGGACGUAGCACCUGGCAGCAGUUCCCAGGUCCGCUGGCACCUCAGUGUUGAAUGCUAUAGGAGUCUCUCUUUGACCUUUACCAAACCUCUGAGCUCCCUCAGGGACUAGAUGACUUCAGCAGCUUUGGCCUGAGCCGCACAGAACACACAGGGAAGCUCAGCUGUGUCCUGGGUACAGUGCACUCCAGAAUGUGGUGUGAUUUUGUAUGGACACUCCCACACUGCAGAGUGUGCGCGGACAGCAGCGGGUCUCCGUACAUGCCCCGCCCCACUUCCUUGUCCUCUGCUGGGGAGGGCGCUUCACAGAGUAGCUGUAGUUGAGAAGGGGUUGGGGAGCAUCAGGACUUGGGUUGUCUAUGCUGUGUGACACAAGGAGAGAAGUGACAAUCGUGAAGUCCAAGCACCUGCAGGUCUAGAGGAAGCAGAGUGCUGAUAUGUGUGCAAAGAUUUGGAAUUUUUAAAAAGUACCAAGUUCCUGAAAUUCAAUAAAAUAUUUUUAUUAAUUUUAAUUGAA